CUGGGGAAAAGCGAUGGAAUACAAAGCGAUCAGCUUCAGGGAAAGCUUUUUAUAACGAAAAUGUUUAAUGAAAUUUCUUCAGAAUUGAUCACCAGCACUAAAGAUGAUUUGAUAACAACUGGAAAUGUAAAUUACAAAAUAAACAUUAGAGCUUUGGGAAUAAUUUCCACGGUUUUACAACUUCCUUUCGAGAACCACAGCGCCCUUCAACAAAGCUAUGAUCCUUUUAUUGACAUGUGGAGGGUACAACAUUAUCUAGGUCAAUUACUCUUUUGUUUACCUAUAGGGAGGACAACAACAUUAGCAACAUCAACGGACCUUGGGGUUAUUGGCUUCACUAAGUGUCACAGACAAUUGCGUCCAAGUGACUUGACUUCCGUACGAUCGAGAACGGCUAUAGACAAUUUUCUUUCGAACAAAUCAAAUAUACUCUGUGGCAACAUGUUGAGAGAGUUAAAUGAAGUGAAAUAGCCGAUGCGAUUUCCAAAACUUCCAUCCGCUUGGUUACCGAACCGAUACAGGAAAUACGCAAAGGGCUGACAGACGGAUCAGGGUAAGAUGGAAUGGUUAAGGGCAUGAAGAAAUGCCAAGAUCAUGUACAAGAGAACGAUAGGUUUGUAACUUUUAUCAGUAAAAG
This is a messenger RNA of Bactrocera tryoni, 637 nucleotides long. RefSeq lists its product as uncharacterized. The record is from RefSeq and is a predicted model, not a curated record. Lineage: Eukaryota; Metazoa; Arthropoda; Insecta; Diptera; Tephritidae. The coding region runs from base 61 to 471 and encodes 136 amino acids. The transcript is spliced from 3 exons.